UCUUGGGGGAAGGCUGUUGGACUGACGUGUCAGCGGCGUCAUCAAUUAAUUAUCAAAUAGUGAAACAUUGCUGACUUUUGGGAGCAAUGUUUGCGUGGCGUAGAGUACAGAAUGAAGGGUCACUAUUUAAAAUGAUAUUCGUCACUGCGCUGUUAAUGUUUGUUCUACUACGGCCUGUGAUAAUUAGGAUUAGUUUAGCGUCACUGCACAAAGUGAUGGUCAAGACUGGAAAUGAACUCCCAUUUGCGAAUAAAUCUACUAGAUUGGACUCAGAGGUGGCGGAUGAUGUGCCAUGGCUGUUACACGCAGAUAUAUACGCUUUCUACAACCGGAAAACUGGAGAGCUAGAACAUCUAACAAACGACUCACUUCACCUGGACAUGACGGCUUACGUAGAAUACCUUGGGGAGUGUCUUCAGCGAGACCUACCUGUACUUGAGGAGGCUGACUACCCUCCGAAUGUGACCUCAGUGUUCGCUGCCAUGCGCGACGAAAUCCUUGUACCAUUCACCUGCCUCGUUUUCAUCUCCAAAGACACUGUAGAUGAAAGUGCUUGCAUCUUUUACAGAUGUGGCAGCUUUCCCGGCCUGGUGGAAGGUACUGAAGGCAAACACGGGACACGUACAAAGUGGAAAGACGAUCAAGGAGAGGAACAAACUGCAGAAGACGGAGAUUAUAAAAGAAAACUAGACCUGUAAAAAGUAUGAUCUUGGAUGAUGACUUUUAACAGUUGUGCUUUUAGAAAGUUGUAAGAUUGUAUUUAGAUUUUAAGGCGUUUUUUAACUGAGCUACAAUUAUCAUGUAGUUAAAUAUUUAUAAAUCAACCGAUAGAAUCUUUGCUGGGAUUGUACGAGACUUAAUAACCACGUAGAUGAAAAUAUUAAUCAGCACUUAAGUGAAAUACUCUUAAACCUAGUCAGUACUCGAAUGUUUUUUCUCGGCAUUAUUUGACACAAGUUUUUGACAAACUCAAGUGUUGGUAGUACAAGUAGCUAGUCCGGAAUGAAGGAAAUAUCAAUAAGACGGAUGAACAAACUGCCACUAGACGAAAACAGAUAACCCUCCCCCACCCCUAAAGACUUGAUCAAUGAAUAUUCUUGUUCAAUAUUUACAAAGAAGGUUUACUUUCCUAUCUAGAUUUAAUUCGGUGAACAAAUAAUAUUUAAAAUUGAUUCUUUUUCCCUUUGUCACUUUAUUAGGUUUUAAUUGAUAAGUAGUGAAGAUCGCUUAUUCUUAGUUAUAUCGGUUUCGACACUUCAACAAUAAAGAAAGUCCAGAAGUGUUUACAUCAAUCCUGCCACUUUAAGAGUUCCAGAACUUAUUUAAAACAAUUGUGUGAUACAAAAAUCCCACCAUCACACAGGUUCAUUCCUCAAUUAUAUACCUGGUUUAUGAUGUCACCUACCACAUUGAUUUUACUGAAUAUUAAAAAAAUAAUAAAAA
This is a messenger RNA of Homarus americanus (American lobster), 1443 nucleotides long. RefSeq lists its product as uncharacterized. The transcript has 4 exons. The coding region runs from base 87 to 698 and encodes 203 amino acids. Lineage: Eukaryota; Metazoa; Arthropoda; Malacostraca; Decapoda; Nephropidae. The record is from RefSeq and is a predicted model, not a curated record.